Messenger RNA from Gadus macrocephalus (Pacific cod), 2108 nucleotides. It is a transcript of the gene gnb5b, whose product is annotated as guanine nucleotide binding protein (G protein), beta 5b. The transcript is spliced from 13 exons. Gene Ontology annotation, biological process: G protein-coupled dopamine receptor signaling pathway; G protein-coupled receptor signaling pathway. The record is from RefSeq and is a predicted model, not a curated record. Gene Ontology annotation, cellular component: heterotrimeric G-protein complex; cytoplasm. Gene Ontology annotation, molecular function: protein binding; signaling receptor complex adaptor activity. Bases 167 to 1354 code for a protein of 395 amino acids. Lineage: Eukaryota; Metazoa; Chordata; Actinopteri; Gadiformes; Gadidae.
AUCCCUCAGCAGUGCCACAACUUUAAUACCAGGAUAAGGAGCUUAACCCCGUCUCCCAGUCUCUCCUUCCAAUCCUCUCCACUCUCACCCACAAGCCGCAGGGCAGAAGACAUCUUCAAUAGAGACCAAUUCAACUGCUGAGGGGUGCCCAUAACCAACCGCAGUCAUGUGUGACCAGACGUUCAUGGCCAUCACCUUUGGCCCCUGCGACAGCUGCUCCAAGGCCAGCCCUCUGAUGAACAUCUACAUCAAGAGUGACCCCAUCAACUACUGCUCCUUCUGCAUGGAGAUGAUGGCGUGUCAGGCUCUGCAGAGCGGCGAGUCCCUGGCGACGCUGAAGAACGAGAGCGAUAGUCUGAAGAAGAAGCUCGAGGAGGAGCGCGCGAAGCUGCACGACGUGGAGUUGAACCAGGUGGCUGAGAAGGUGGAGCUGGUGUCCGCUCUGUCCAUCCGGACCCGGCGGGUGCUGAAGGGUCACGGCAACAAGGUGCUGUGUAUGGACUGGUGCAAGGACAAGCGCCGCCUGGUCAGCUCCUCACAGGACGGAAAAGUGAUCGUGUGGGAUGGCUAUACUCUCAAUAAGGAGCACGCAGUGACCAUGCCGUGCACGUGGGUGAUGGCGUGUGCGUACGCUCCCUCAGGCUGCGCUGUGGCAUGCGGCGGAUUGGAUAACAAGUGUUCCGUCUACCCGCUGUCAUUGGACAAGAACGAGAACCUGGCCGCCAAGAAGAAGUCUGUUGCGAUGCACACCAACUACCUGUCAGGGUGCAGCUUCACCAACUCCGACAUGCAGCUGCUGACGUCCAGCGGCGACGGCACCUGUGCCCUGUGGGACGUGGAGAGCGGCCAGCUGCUGCAGAGCUUCCACGGCCACACGGCGGACGUCCUCUCGCUGAACCUCGCCCCCUCCGAGACCGGCAACACCUUUGUCUCAGGGGGCUGCGACAAGAAGGCCAACGUGUGGGACAUGCGCUCCGGGCAAAACGUCCAGUCCUUCGAGACCCACGAUUCAGAUAUCAACUGUGUGAAGUACUACCCCACAGGAGAUGCCUUCGCCUCGGCCUCCGACGACGGCACUUGCCGUCUGUACGACCUGCGGGCGGACCGCGAGGUGGCCGUGUAUCAGAAGGACAGCAUCAUCUUCGGUGCCUCCAGUGUGGACUUCUCUCUCAGUGGCCGCUUGCUCUUCGCCGGCUACAACGACUACACCAUCAACGUGUGGGACGUCCUGAAGGGGAACCGUAUCUCCGUCCUGUUCGGCCACGAGAACCGCGUCAGCUGCGUCAAGGUGUCGCCGGACGGCACGUCCUUCGCCUCUGCGUCCUGGGACACCAGUCUGCGGAUCUGGGCCUAGAAUCGUGGCGUUUCCAUGGUGACCCACGGAACCCGGAUACACAGGGUACAGUAGGCACUGCCUGGAGAGCCAGUGGCGGCCAACGUCAAAUGAUGAAUGCUGGUUCCCCAUCUCACACACACACACACACACACACACACACACACACACACACACACACACACACACACACACACACACACACACACACACACACACACACACACACACACACACACACGCACACACACACGGACAGAGUUGGACUCAAGUUGUAUCGGUAUAUUCUAACAAUGUAUGAUGAGCCCAAAAGUGUCCCAUGGUAGAUGGCGAGCAGGGUGUUAGGUUUGUAUUGCUACACAUCGCUUGACAACUUGACCACAGAUGUAUUGUAUUGUAUUAGAAACAAUGGUUAUAAUAUUGUAUAAAUAAAAGCCAACGUUAGACAAAUAAACCCUAAAUGACCUCUAGAAUGGACUCCCAAAAGCUUAUGCUGCAUUAUCCCGUGACACAAUAGACCUACUAUGGACUCACUGAAUCCACGGUUUCUUAGUAUUUACCCCAGAAGGUAGUGGACUGUUCAGACCAACAGUGUUAAAGCACAACCACCCCCCUGAUUAUGUCUUCCUACGACCCCCCCCCCCCCCCCCCCCCCACUGGGACGGACCCCAGUGGAGACCUGCCUGUCUGCUCUUCUGUUGUCACAUGACUUUUACCUCAACUUGACUUGCCAAGCCAUUUCCUUGUAUAACAAUUAAAAAGAAAAACAUUCAAA